Sclerotinia sclerotiorum 1980 UF-70 is the source of this 1230-nucleotide messenger RNA. RefSeq lists its product as hypothetical. The coding region runs from base 1 to 1230 and encodes 409 amino acids. The record is from RefSeq and is a predicted model, not a curated record. Gene Ontology annotation, cellular component: intracellular anatomical structure. The transcript has a single exon. Gene Ontology annotation, molecular function: NADPH dehydrogenase activity; FMN binding; NADP binding. NCBI's taxonomy places the organism in Eukaryota, Fungi, Ascomycota, Leotiomycetes, Helotiales, Sclerotiniaceae.
AUGCCUUCAUUUGAAACCCCCGUCCAAGAUCCCCCAGCGGGAACCGCCAUAUCGAAAAACCCUCCCACCAUUUUCACUCCGAUCACUAUCCGCGAUGUCACGUUUCAGAAUCGCAUCUGGGUAGCUCCUAUGUGCAUGUACAGUGCAAAUGAUGGACACCUGACUGAUUUCCAUCUUGUCCAUUACGGUGCCUUUGCUUUUCGCGGGGUUUCCUUGACUAUUGUCGAAGCCACCGCUGUCCGUCCCGAAGGUCGAAUCACUCCAGGUUGCACUGGACUUUGGCAAGAUUCUCAGAUACCUGGAUUUAAGCGUGUGGUAGAUUACGCGCAUAGUCAAAACCAGCUCAUAGGAAUUCAGUUGGCGCAUGCCGGACGGAAAGCUAGUACGUUACCUCCAUGGAAGUCACUUAGAGGGGGAAGUGCUGUUGCGGAAGAAAGUUCUAGAGGAUGGCCAAAGGGGGUUAAGGGUGUGAGUGCUAUAAAGUGGGGUGAAGGGUAUGCGGAGCCCAAUGAAAUGACGCUUGAGGAUAUUCAAGAUGUGAUCGAUGGAUUCCGCGACUCGGCUAAGAGAGCUGUAGAGGCAGGAUUUGAUGUCAUUGAAAUUCACUCUGCCCAUGGAUACCUAUUGCACUCUUCUUUGAGUCCGGUUUCGAACAAGAGAACGGAUCAUUACGGAGGAAGCUGGGAGAACCGCACCAGACUCUUGAUUGAGGUCAUUAAAGCUGUCAGAAGUGUCAUUCCGUCUGGCAUGCCUUUGUUGCUCAGAAUUAGUGCCACAGAAUGGUUGAAAGAUGAUGUUGAGACUUGGGACAUUCCAGACACUAUCAAAUUGGCAAAGUUACUUCCAGAACUUGGAGUUGAUUUACUCGACGUCAGUUCAGCAGGCAACUCUCCCGCCCAAAAGAUAGGAGCACAUACCGAUUAUCAGGUUUCCAUCGCAGGGCAAAUUCGUGCGGCAUUGUUCGAGGAAGGUAUCAAGGGCCUGAAGAUUGGUUGUGUGGGAAUGAUUACAGAAGCUCAAGCAGCAAAAUCACAUGUGCAGGAAGAGGAGGACACAGUGGAGGUUAAUGAUGAACAGGGGCAGAUUGCUAAGGCGGAUGUGGUUUUGGUUGCUAGACAGUUUUUGAGAGAUCCCGGAUGGGUUAUUAAAGUGGCUCUUGAGUUGGGCGUUGACGUUAGGUUGCCACUCCAGUUUUUGAGAGCGGGCUUCAUGAAGGGGACUACUUUCUAG